Molecule: messenger RNA, 2795 nt
Organism: Cyprinus carpio (common carp)
Lineage: Eukaryota; Metazoa; Chordata; Actinopteri; Cypriniformes; Cyprinidae
Product: plakophilin-1-like
Biological process (GO): cell-cell junction assembly; cell-cell adhesion; intermediate filament bundle assembly
Cellular component (GO): nucleus; cytoplasm; adherens junction
Molecular function (GO): cadherin binding
Source: RefSeq, a predicted model, not a curated record
UCUCCACUGAAGCGCACAAGCUCUCACUAUAUCCCGUAGCCGCUCGGGAGACUCGUGUUGUCGCAGCACAGCCUGUCGGGUUUGGAAGAACCACUGAGAGCAGCGAUGACUGUCGAACCGAUUCGCUCGACUCUGGCCACCGUCUCGACGGACGACACCUCUCUGGUGCUGCCGAGCGACAAAAUGCAGCGGACGGGGCAGCAGCGCGUGCUGGAGCAGGUGAAGUCCAUUAAGAGAAACAAGUCGAAGAUGGUCAAGAAAGACUCCAUUCCGUCGCCAACAUCUCCGGCAUCGAUGACAGAAUACAGUGAACCUAAAUUCCAGUUCUCACCUACAAAUAUGAACGGCACACUCUUCAAAUCUAGUGGCUCCAGCAUGACGGCAAGCCACAAAAGAAUGACUGUUCGCAGCUUGUCUGUGCCCAACGCGGGGAGGUCUACUACCGUACGAAUUAACCGAGCAACUGGACAAUCCAUGAAACUCCUGGAGAAUAACCAACUGGCUCGAUCACAGACAAUCAUCAAACCUUCCCCCAUCCAAUCACAGACAGUGAGGAAAGUCAGCUUGACCAAGAGCAAAUCAGAAGCACUGGGUGCGAGUAGUGCCGAGGGAUCUUUGCCUAACAUCACUCUGCAGGAGGCAGUGGAGUUUCUGUCAAACUCAGACAUCAGCUAUCAGCUGUGUGGAGCUUCAUUCAUACAGCACCAGACCUUCACUGAAGAAAGUUCCAAACAAGAGGUUUGGCGUUUGGGCGGUAUUCCUGCUCUCAUUCAGUUGCUGAAAAGCGACAAUUCACUGCUGCACCAGACAGCCGCCGCUGCACUGCGCAACUUGGCUUUUAAAGACCACAGUAACAAGCUUGAAGUGGACCAUUGUGAAGGAAUAGAGGCCAUUCUGACCUUGCUCAGAAACAGCAACGAUACAGAAACGCAUAAACAACUUACUGGUCUGUUGUGGAAUCUGUCCUCGGCUGAUAAACUGAAGCCAGAGCUGAUCAGGAACGCCCUGCCGCUGCUUACAGAAACCAUUGUGGUGCCGUACAGCGUUUGGACUGACAGCAACACUAACAAACUAAUUGACCCUGAGGUCUUCUACAACACCACCGGCUGUGUAAGAAACCUCAGCUGUGCUAGCGAGGAUGAGAGGAUAACAAUGAGGAGCUGCCCACAACUCAUCGACUCUCUCGUGACUUACAUUCAGACUCAAAUGGAUAGAGGCGAGCCAGAUGACAAGUCGGUGGAAAACUGUGUCUGCAUACUUCAUAACUUGAGCUACCAGCUGGAGACAGAGGCUCCUGAACAAUUCAAACAGAUAUCUGUUCUUGACACGAGACCCAAAGAGAACAAUAACAAGAGCCUCUUCAGCCCUAAGUCGUCCAAGACCCAAAAGGACUUCAAAUUCCCAGCCAUGGAGAAGGAAAAACCUGAAGGAGUGAAUUGGUUGUACAACCAGAAGACCCUGCAGCUGUAUCGGUCUCUGCUGGGCUCCAGUCAGAAGGAGGCCACUCUGGAGGCGUGCUGUGGAGCCCUGCAGAACCUCACCGCUUCAAAGAGCUCUUUGUCCACACUGAUGAGUCAAAGCUUCAUAGAGAAGCUGAAUGGCCUGCCUGUCAUUUCGCCCCUGCUGAUAUCAGGAAACUCAAGCCUACAGAAGACCGCCAUGUCCUUAGUGGGCAACAUGUCCCGGGUGUCAUCUCUGCGGGGAGCUAUGGCCAAGGACGUUUUUCCUAUGGUCAGUUCUGUACUCUCUAAUGUGACGUCGAACAUGAUCAAGUCUGACAGCACCAUCGCUACAGCGUGCCGUGUGAUGCAAACGCUCAUGCUGGCAGAGCCCGAAACUAGCAAGAAGAUGAUCAGCCCGAAACUCGUCGAGUCUCUGACCGCGCUGAGCUCAAAUAUGUCAUUCGAGACAGGCAGAAAAGCUGCUGGAUUUCUUCUCUGGAGUAUGUGGGGACAAAAAGACAUCCAGAGUGUGCUGAAAAAGCAAGGGAUGAUAAAGGACACGUUUAUAAAUGACGUCACUGCUACAGCAUACGAGGCAGCAACACGCAUGAAAGCACACUAAGAGAUGUGCAAUUUUUCAGUUCUGCAGGAAGCCACAGAGUUUCAGAAUACUGCCUUCAUACAGUGGAGAUCAAAAUUAGAGAACAAUCUAUAAAUACAUGAUUUCUGAAAUAUUGUUAAUCUUCAUCCCUCAAAAUUUGAAGGAAUAUUAGCUGUGGGUAUUCCACUGUUAAACUAACAUGUUUGACAAAAUUACCAACAACAAAGUUUUUUGUUGUUGAAAGCAGUGAUCAAAUACAGUAAUCACUGUAGCACGAACGAAGAUUGUCAGAAACUGUCAGAAAUUAGUAGGAAUUGUAGAGGGCCCCUCUUUGAAUGACUUCAGCAUCUACGGCCACAGGACUUCUCUAGUUUCUCAAACUGCGCUGGUGUCUCGGUCCACUCUUCUUCCAGUCUCUGCCGAGCAGUUCCAGCUGCAGUGUUGAACCGAUUCCUUAUUGAGAGACUUUGCAUUAUUCUGUCCUCUCAUACAUUUGUCUUUUGUGGAUGACCAGCCUUUUUGAGGAACUUGAAUGAAUUAAUGUCAUUGUAAAACUGCAAUAUUCAUGAAAUCAUAGAUUUGUAACGACUAGAUUGUUGCUCCCCUAUGCCCUACUUUUCUGAAAUGCGUUGAUUUUUACAAAGCUCAUCGUUCUGAAAAACGAGGUGUACUCUGAUUGGCCAGCUAUCCAGUGCCUUGUGAUUGGCCGAAUACCUAGAGCGUGUGACGGAAAUGUUACGCCCCUUAACAUA